CAUCGAUUGCGAUACCCGUUGACAGCAAUUGUUAAACCAAUUGUUGGUUAAAAAAUCUCAACAAAAAAAAGUAUUACUUUUGACACAAAAAAAUGUCUAAUAAGAGGACCUCAAGGAUGAGCUUUGUUUCGGUGGAAAGGCAUACAAAGUCAACCAUACGCGUGACGAAUGGCGAUAGAGCCGCGACUACCGGCGCCCCACUGCUGUUGGCGACACUGGGCUCCCGGCGCAGGUCAACGGCCACGACUACCGCUCAGCAACCGGUGGUUAACUCGAGUUCAGUGCGGGUGACAAAGACCACACUUACGGUGAACUCCCUGUCCCCGCAGACACCCAGCACAGACGCGAAAAGCAAUUCUGUGCCUAAAGUGGAGCCCAAACAGCGGUCGUCUAAACGCAAACUCGAGCCCAAAGUCGCGACCAGAGCUCUGACUACUCCCACCACUACUACUCGUCGAACCACAUCAGCACCGGUAGCCGUGAAUGGAGGCAAACCUCUCUCCGCCUCGCGCUCAUCCAAACGGCCUCGACUACAGUACCAGCCCUUUCAGUCGAAAGCGGCGGACACACCGGGAACUACACCCUCGAAGGCUAAGCCCAUCGACGACAACGAGAUUAUAUACGACAGGAACGACUUCCUGGCCGUCCGUAACGACUCGGACGGGUAUUACAUCUGCAAAGUCGUGCAGAAUGUGUUCAAGAAGUCGUCCAAUAAAAUCAAGAUCUUGUGGUAUAAUAACGUCGACACUACCCGUCCGCUGGUCUAUACGCCCGACUUCGUAGACACGACUGAAGUGGACUGCAUUCUGACGGACAUAACUGUCCGCCGCUUAGAUAAGGGACAGUACGAGGUGUCAGCCGAUGAGAAGCUCCGGAUCGAGAAUAUUCUGCACCGAUCUAUCAAAGGGCUGCCCCUAACCGGUGAUACCAGUGAUGAUGAGGCCAGUGAUACCGACCCCACGGUCACACCAGCGAAGGCUAAACGAGUCAAAGCUAACGGUGCGUCCAGUAGUGGGUCGACCGCUAAGAAAAAGGCCGCUAUUAUCGCUAAAACACGCGGAAAGGGAGCUAAUAAUGCCAGUGUAUUGCCAACUAAGAGGGUGCGCCGACCCUCUAGCCGUCUGUUAGCCAGUAAAGAAACCCCCGAUUCGGCCACACCUACCAAGGGAUCGGCAAAAUCCAAAAGGCCGGGUAUUGCGGAUGUGGUCAAGAAGUUGAAGUCUAGGGCCAGGGGUUCGGUCGGCAAAACCGAUUCCACGGCUAAGACUCGGAAGAAAACGGUGUCCAAAAAGGAGACAACAAGUCCGUCGGACAAGAAAACGCCUAAAAAGGGUGUGAAAAAGGGCUCAAAAUCGACGCCUACUCCCGACGCCAGUCCUAAAGGGACGCCUACACUGAAAUCCCCGCGCAGACGAGUCGUCCGACAACUGACGCCUAACCUAUCGGUCACGGCGUACGAGAAGGACCCGCUGUUUGAGUCGCAACUGCCGGUGCCGUACGUGUCAGCCCUGGCGCACAGCAAACUACUGAUCCGAGCCGUACUGCUCCGGGACCACAAACUACUCAAGAAGUUGUUGGCCGACAGUAAGCGCAUGUGUAGCCUAUGUGUGCCCCGGUGUCUGGCCAUCAGUCGGGACGCCAUGUCCUACGCGGUCGAGGCCCAGGACUAUAAGGCUAUGGAGCUGUUGAUGGACAGCAAAGUGGCUGAAAAGUUGGCCCCAUUUCCCGAUAUUAUGCUCACCGGUGAAGAGACUGGCCGGGGAUCGGUGUAUAUGUUUGGCCACGCGUUGAGGAAUGUCAACGUUGGCCGGGGAGGUCGAGAAGGCAACAACGCUUUACUGAAGGACAGCCACCUGUACGGCACCUACGGGUGCGGUCGGUACGUGAGUAGACUGUCCAACAGUCAGAUCAUUGAGGAUGCCGUCAAAUACAACAUCAAACCCGAGACAAUCGACACACUGUUGGCAACGGAGCCCGACUUGAUCUACCAGUUUGUAAACCAUAUCGUGACGGCCGUCCGUUACGGCCACCACCGACUGGCCCACUAUCUCAUCGAUAAGGCCGUGCAAAAGGGCGGGUAUGGGUUCAAUGAGCUCCAUAAGCACGCGUUGAGUGCCGUCAAGCCUUACCCCCAAUUCCGGGCCGUUUCCAUACUCAAGAAGGCCAUCGGCAACGCCCGGAUCACGCCUUUACACUGCGCCGCCAUUAAUCCCGAUCCCUAUCACAUGCCGGCCCUGUUUGCCCAGCGACCCGACUAUACGCUACUGGAUAUGGGGAACUGGACGCCCGUUCACUACGCGGCCGUUUGCGAGGGGUCGGCAAACUUGGAAUACCUAUUAUCGCACGGCGUGUCCACUACGCUGAUGGACAAGGAGGGCAAUACACCCCUACACUUGGCCGCCCUCCGUAACCGUCCGCGCCCUCAUCCGACACGAGUCAACGGCGGCGCCGACGACAGCGACUCCGCCGCCACCACCCCCACGAGCACCGGUAUCUCAACCAUAGGCCACCUAAAUAGGGCGGGCCGUACGGCACUGCAUUGCGCGGCACAGGAGGGCCACACCGACGCCUGCAAAGUGCUCAUAAGGAACGGCGCCGACAUUGAGAAGCCCACGACGGCUACGACCGAUAAGCUAACGGCGCUUAUGGUGGCCGCCGAGUCGGGGCACCUGUCGUGCGCGCGCCUACUGUGCGAAUACGCGGCCAACCCGGAGGCCAGGGAUAAGAAGGGACGUACGGCCCUAACCCAUGCCGUUAUGAACGGACACUCGCAUGUCGUGAGCUAUUUGUUACGGCUGGGCGUCGACCCUAACACGAAGGACACGUCCGGCAACACGCCUGUCCACUACGCGUGCGCCUACGGCUGGUAUUACUGUUUUAAACUGCUUUUGGAGGCGUCGGCGCUCGUGAAUGAGCCCAACGACUGGAAACUGACGCCACUGUGCAUAGCGUUCAUGAAAGGGCAUACAGGGCUGGCCGAGCAGGUGAUCAAGGAGUCCGGUGCUAAUAUAGAUAUGCCCGUCAAUGAUCAUACCGGUGCGAACCUAUUGAUGCAAACGUGCCAAUCGGCGCCCAAUGAGCUAAUGUUGGAGCGGAUGAUGUUUUUGAUAGACAGGGGCGCCGACUGUACUAAGACUGACUACGAGGGCAAUACAGCUUUACACUAUUUGGUGAAAAACGAGUCUCGGGUACUAACAUACCGUUCCGCACCUACACCCGCUGCCCAUUCCAGUGCUACUGCUACUCGACAUAGGAUUGUAUUACCCGUCAGAUUGAAUAAACGACAACUCCAGAGGCAGACACUGAUGAAGGCUAUGCAGCUGUUGCUGGACAAGGGCUGCGACCCCGGGACCCGAAAUAAGCACCAAAUGUCGGCACUGAUGUCGGCGGCGGAUUUGGGCUCGUUUUCGGCGCUCCAUAAGUUCCUAUCGCUAACUCCCUGUCCGCUAAACACGGACACCGACACCACCGGCAAUACACUGCUCCACCUUCUCGUGGCCCACCCCUACAAAGAGAUUACAAUCGAAGACAGUCGACACAAAUCAUUAGCCAGCUAUCUGUUUGAGGUGUACGACCGGAACAAAGCCGUGUGGAAAGGCAUGUCCACAAUCGGUAAGGUGAAGACCGGUCCGCGGCCUCUGCACGCCUUCCUCGGCGUCUAUUCCGGUCAGUACUCCGUCGACGACACGGAACGGCUGUCGGAGUUCUUGAGGUUUUUGCUGAUCGCCGCCGACAACGACGUGAACGCCUCCACCACGUGGUCGGACCCGAAGGACGUCCGGUUUGUGGUGCAUAUGGCCGCCAAAUGCCAGACCCAGGAGUUCGUGCGACUCGUGUUGUCCCGAAAGCCAGCGCUGGAACAACUGGACGGCAAUAAGAGGACAGCCCUGGCGGUGGCCAUCAUUGACGGCCUCACGGAGACCGCCCGACAACUCAUAGACGCCGGCGCCGACGUGUCGUUCCAAUCGGCGAACGACUCAAACAAUUCAAUACUUCUGUUGGAAGCGAUGAACAAUAAGACAUCGUUUGAGUUGAUCCCACUUCUGGUGCGAAAGGGCGCCGACGUUAACGAUACGGUCGAACGCAAUGGGAAUACAGCCCUGCAUUACGUGGCCUCCCGGGCCGACCAGAGAGGCGCCUAUGAGGCGGUCGACGCCCUACUGACUGCCGGCGCCGAUGUGAAUGCCGUCAAUAAAAAUGACCGAACGCCACUUCAUUUGGCCGUAAACUGUAGGCGCGGCGGCACUGACGACACCCACGAAGUGGAGGAACGGCUACUGAGCGCCGGCGCCCAGACUGACGUUAAGGACGAUAGGGGACGGAUAGCACUGCACUACGCGUUCGUCAAACGGGGCGCCCAUACGGACCACUCGCAUAUGGAUCCCAUCGAUUUGGUGGAACUUCUGGAGCCCAUUGAGGACAUGCCCGCCGAAGUGCCCGACACCACACCCGCCGUAUUGAUUGACAACUUCGGGUCCACACCAUUGCAUUACGCGGCACAGAGAGGGGCAACCAUUUCGUGUAUGCAUUUGUUGCGGUCGAUGGACAUCAACCCCACCGAUGAUAAUGGAAAUACACCGCUAGGGCUGGCGGUGCUCUACGGGCACGAAGGCUGUUCGCUAUUAUUGCAACAAAAAGGGGCGGCGUUUACGGCACCCGACGGUUGUCUGAAUACGAAACCAGAGCUACAGUUGACUGAUGAGAGCGACGACACCCGCUGGCGAUGGAACCGACUCCGAGAUAGCGAACGAUUCACACGGGAACUGGAGAUGGAAAGAGCCAACUGUCCCAUUGUCGAAGAGGUUGUGCGCAAGGAUUGGAACGGUGUCUUAAAGCUGAUGAUUAACGAGUUGGGCGCAAAGGGAACGGGAGUUGGCGUCGUGGUGGAGUCGGCGUUCAAAACUGGGCGCCUAAACCUCGCUAUUAAACUACUUAAACGUGUGAAAAACAGCCGUUCCCUACAGUCCACCGAACAGACACUGCUUCACGUGAUGGCUAAAGAGAUUACAGCAGACGCUGGCAAUCAUGAUCUCCAGAAGCAAGUGGUGAAGCUAUUGGUGGAACUGGAUGUUAAUCCCCUACAGUUGGACCGGGAGUUCAAGUCCAACGCCAUAAUAUAUUCGGCAAUGAACUGGAACUACAUUUUGUGCGAUGAGUUGACCCAAGUGUUGGGCGGUAUCGACAAAGUGGUGGCUCUGGAGCCGGACUCGCUGUUUAGGACACCGGUAUCGGCCAUAUUCUGGGACAUACAUAAGCGCACUACAGGUGCCGAUCAGGCGUUACCGGAAUUUAUGAACAAAUGGUUGACACAACUGCUGGAGAAGAGUCCGCAACAGUUGAACGCCGUAUCGUAUUAUCCGAUUAGUGAGAGUCCGUACGCCGGCGUCAGGUUUACGGUCACUAACCCGACGCCAGUGGCCGCUGCGGCUGCCGGUGCUGUCAAAUACACGCCAUUGAUAUACGCCGUGAUUUGUGGCAAUUAUCCUUUGGUUAAGUAUUUACUUAAUCUCAAGAUUAACGACGCGUUUGCGGUCGACGUGAACCGCGCCGACAGUCUGGGAAGGACUCCAAUCAUGCAUUCCGUCCGUUUGAAUGACCUCAAAAUGAUUAAACUUCUACUGAACCCGAGCUAUAACGCCGAUGAGAACCGGAAGGCCUGGAAGACCAACUAUAGCGACACAUCUAUUGACAACAAAACUGGUGUUGACUUCACUGUCAGGGACUCUAACGGAUGGACAGUGUUUCACCACUUGUCGGCCCCACUGCCCGGCUAUACAUACCUGAACUCCGACGUGAUUUGUCGACUAUUGUGGUCAGUGGUGUCCAAUGGGAACAAAGCACAGGCCUUACAGCUAUUGAACUCCACUAACAGUGAGGGACAGUCCGCCUACAAGUGUUCCGUUGAACGUAAUGCCCGACAAUUGAUACAAGAGUUUAAGAAUAUAUAUCUGGAAUUGAAGUCUAACCCAUGGGUGACUACACCUCCAGUGCCACCAUUGACAGCAAAUGGAGAUAUAGUUGACUACCUGAGCGAACCGGUAGACUACAAGUCGGACGCGAAGAAAUUGCGCGAACAGUUAGACUCGGAGGCCAUGGAUGCGGACGAUAAGGAGGACCUGGAGUUCAAACCGGAUUCGCUCGUCGGCAUCGACAGCGCAGAGCUGGUGAUCGACGCGACUCUUGAGAUGCCGUACGACGUGCUGCUGACCAAAGUGGACAUCGAGUACGGGGUCUACGGUUUGUACAACUUCUACAAAAUGCAAAUCAUUGAACACAAAGCCAAAGAUUUGGUGCUUUUGUUCACCCGUUGGGGUCGUGUCGGCGAUACGGGUCAGUACCAGAAGACCCCCUUCGCCACAGCGGAGGCGGCGGUCGCGGAGUUCAAGAAGAUAUUCAAAGCCAAAAGCGGUAACCAAUGGGAGGCGGUUAAGGAGUUUGCGGCUCAGCCUAAGAAGUAUCGUAUUGUGGAGCUUAAGAAGCGCCGCCGUCAACAGCACCGGCAGUAUAAGUUGGAUGACGUGGCGAAGGCUGCGAAUACCGGUGCCGUUGCGCACAAACUCCCGGAGCCGUUGCACGCGUUGAUGAAGACGUUGAUUGGCUAUCACUCGAAGAAGGAGUCGCUGAAGAGUUUGUCGGACGAGUCGUUCACACCAUUUGGUCUCUUAUCCGAUGAGACACUACUGACCGCCGAGUCUUUGUUGACACAAAUCGAGACAUUAAUCGAUGAGAGGAAUGGUAUUAAAGAGAAAAACCAAUCGCAAGACUAUUCGCGUAUCACUCAUGAGAUUAUCGAUCGAAGCGAAGAGUUCUAUCAUUUGAUACCAAUCUUCGGCUAUCAAUACGAGAGACUGAGUCCACUGUUCACUCGCGAGGCGUUGCGAGACAAACAAGAGUUGAUCCAUAAUUUGGUUCAUUUCGGGUACGCCUUUGAGCUCCUAUUGGCCGCACAGUAUCGGCUCCGGGAUGUGAAUCCGAGUGACUAUAUCUACAAAUCUCUCGGAUGUCAUCUCCAGCUGUUGGACAGGAAUGAAGAGGAAUGUCAACUGAUUCUGCAGUACAUCCACAACACCACACAUUACGGCAAAGCGAUUGUCAAAAGUGUUUAUAGGGUUAACCGGAACGGAGAGGAAAAGGCGUUCGACGGGACGGGUGUUGACAACCGGUGGCUCUUAUGGCACGGGACCAGAGCUGCCAACGUGUUGAGCAUUUUGGCCAAAGGGCUCCAGAAGUCGCCAUUGAGUGCCGAGAUAUCUGGCCAUCUGUUCGGAAAGGAGUUUACCGGAAAUUCUAUAGCAAAGGAACGGGAGGGCGUAUACUUUGCCGAUAUGUUCACCAAAAGUCAGGGCUACUCGUCGUCCGGCGCUUUCGGCCAGAAGUUUAUGUUUUUAAGUGAGGUAUCGUUGGGCGCCAUACAGGACGUCCGCAUCCGAGACCUCCUGGAAAAGCCCUAUACUCUCGACAAAGACAAACAUAGUUUGAAGGCAUCGCACACACAGUACACACCGGACCCCCAGUCCUCUGUCUACUGGAAAGGCCGUUCCGUUCCCAUUGGAGAGCCUGUUAGACAGCACUAUGAAGACAACGAUUACUACGAAAUCAAUUAUAACGAGGUCACGUUUACCACACCAUCGGAUCCAUCAAACUUCGGCACCCAAUCGCCUGAUGGCUCGUGGAGUGGAUUAAUCGGAUUAGUGGCUAAUAAUGCAUGUGAUAUAUCGAUAACACCGCUGGAGAUCACAUACAGUCGACUGAAUCUCAUGUCGUUUUCGGCGAUUCUUAUGUACGAGCCGUACGUUAUCCUCACGAACGCUGACCACAACCGCAGGGUUGAGGUCAUGGCGUACCUCAAGAGUAUUGACAAUGACGUCUGGGUCCUACUAGUCAUCACACAAUUAGUAAUCAUAGCUAUUAAUCUGGUGUACAAUAAAUACCUCCGAAAACGACCCGUAAAUCUGCUGACUAUAGCUAAAUAUAUCACACAUUCGUUGGGAAUAUUCGUAAAGAAUUCCCCACUGGACCCCCACUUGAGGGGUGUGUUGUGUGUGGUAUUGGUUUGCGUAACGCUAUUAACUGUAUGUUUGAAUACAUUGAUCGACUCCAAAGUGAUUGUCGCCGACAAUUGCCACGCGAUCGACACGUUGUCUCAGUUGGCCACCGAUGACACACUUAUACCCAGCUAUUACUUCGGCACACCUAUCGAGGAAUACCUACGGAACACUGGGGAAAGGGGCUUCCUGAUGGCUUCGCUACUGUUGUAUUUCAAUACCGUGUUUCGCUACGUUUGCGGCUUGGAUAGCCACGUGCGAAGUGAGGAUGAGUACGUGUCGGACGAGCGUAUGGCCCGCCUAUCGGAGCGCCGACUGGCCCUCAUCGAGCUGGUGGGCGACGCCCGGUGUUUGCGGUACAAGUUGUGUGGGGUCGACCCCACCUUUAACCUCCACACGUCCGACGAGACCGUUAUGAACACAAUCCACGCGCUGGCCCUCCCUAUAGGCACGCAUACCCGGCUCAUACACGCCAUCAGUAAAAUCGUAAAACGGGUGACAAUGUCGGGCAUAACCACCAAAUGGUUCGCCGACGCGAUGCUCAAUGACUUCAAACACGUGUCCAAUGGUGUGAAAGCAUGCGUUGGUGGGCACCGGGCGGUCGACUCGGACCUCAAAUCUGUUGAAUCCAGUAGUGCUGUCAUCACUACCGGUGCCCUCGCGUACGCCCAGUCUGUCCGCGUAAUCCUAACGGCUCUCCAGUCGCCGGGCAUACCGUCCCCCUUGACAUCAGUUGUCUGUAUUAUACGAUCCAAUAGAGUAGUGCUGUCAUCACUACCGGUGCCCUCGCGUACGCCCAGUCUGUCCGCGUAA
Messenger RNA from Oppiella nova, 8858 nucleotides. NCBI's taxonomy places the organism in Eukaryota, Metazoa, Arthropoda, Arachnida, Sarcoptiformes, Oppiidae. The record is from the annotation of a GenBank genome assembly.